AUGGCGGCGACAUCUCAGGCUCAGUUGUUCUGCCUCCCCACCGUUCAUCGCAGCCUACACAUCCAGCAACGGCGCUCGCUUCCAUACCUGUCCUUUCGCUCCUCCAAGUUAUCAGUUGCUAUGAGUCUGGAGAGGCAUGAAGCAGAGACUGCUGAUACUGAAACAAAAAAUACACUAAGUUAUGCAGCUGAUGAACCAAAAUUGAAUGUUGAAGAAAAGCAGGAGUCAUAUUCAAAAUUAGAAGAAAGUGGCCCAGAAAAAUUAGGGUUAGGAGAGGCAACACAGGAAGGUGCGGUUGAUCAGCAGAAAAAGACUGCAGUAAUUCAUGAUUUUUGUUUAGGAAUUCCAUUUGGUGGAUUUGUUUUAACAGGAGGCAUUAUUGGAUUCCUUUUUUCACGGAGUCCUGCAACACUGGCCAGUGGUGUGCUCGUUGGUGGUGCUUUACUAUUCCUCAGCACCCUUAGCUUGAAGGUCUGGAGGCAAGGAAAAUCUAGUUUACCAUUUAUUCUAGGACAAGCAGCAUUGUCAGGGAUCCUUAUCUGGAAGAACUUUCAGAGCUACUCAUUGGCAAAGAAAAUAUUUCCAACCGGCAUCAGUGCUAUUAUAAGUUCUGCAAUGCUCUGCUUUUAUUUAUACGUGCUUGUCUCUGGAGGAAACCCCCCACCUAAGAAAUUGAAGCCAUCUGCCAAUGUAGCCUGA
This is a messenger RNA of Vicia faba (fava bean), 699 nucleotides long. NCBI's taxonomy places the organism in Eukaryota, Viridiplantae, Streptophyta, Magnoliopsida, Fabales, Fabaceae. The record is from the annotation of a GenBank genome assembly.